CCAGCCGCGCUUGCCUUUAUUUAACAUGACGUGAUUUCAUGCUUGUGUUUAGGAAGGAAGAGGGUUUGUCGACGGUUAACAUUUAAAUUAGCAGUUGUUUUUUUUUUUUUUUUUGUCGCAUGUACUACAAUGCUGAUGCCAAAUCUUUAAAUGUUACCCGCCAGUGUGAAGGUGACACGAAGCGUUUUUGCCUUUUAAUGUUAAAAAGACUAUUUAUUGAAAAUACACUCAGCCUUGCUCUUUUAUUUUGAUUUACUAAAAGAGAAGGAGACCUGGGUAUUAUUGACUGUAAGCGGCAUUACUACUGCACUUCCGGACUACAAAUACGGUUCUGUCACUGAUUUCUGUUACUGCAUGUGCUCCAUACGAGAGGACAGUGAAAGUCAGCGCUUACGUUGUUGCUGUAAACAUGAACGUGAAAUGGGUUUUUAUCGCAUCGUUGUAGUUUUACUAACAAGUGGUAACUUGUGAACGAAGAUUUCUCAUAACACAAUGCACAACUGGGCACGUUACCUCAUCUUUUUUCAGUACAUUGGGACGAAAUACAGGGGAGUAGUAAAAGUACCGCCACACCAGCUGGGUCAGUCGGGGGUCCAGGAGCACUUGGAGGAGGCAAUUAAGAGACUGAGACCAGUCAACCCAGUGUCUCUGUCGGUGUCCAGCAGGACAGAUACAGGUGUCCAUGCCCUCUCGAACUCUGCUCACUUUGACCUCCAGCGCAAAGACGACAAGCCUCCUUUCACUGAGGACGUUCUGGUUAAAGCUCUCAAUUUUCACAUCAAGGAACAGCAAAUCAGGGUCACCCAUGCUAACCGCGUCCCUGACGACUUUCAUGCCCGUUAUCGUGCUCAGUCUCGGACCUACAUCUACCGAAUAGCGCUGGGCGUCACCCACCACACUCUGCUCCCUCUCACAGACUGGAAUCUGUGCUGGAGUCUCCGCAACACAGAGCUGGAUAUAGACGCCAUGCAUGAGGCCGCUGCACUGCUGGUUGGGACUCAUGAUUUCAGCAGCUUCAGGGCAGUGAACUCUGACUUGCCUUUUAAAAAUCCUGUGAAGACGAUGGAUGUGGUUGCCAUACAGCCUGGAAGCUCCUUCGCACAUUCACAUUUUCACAGACAGCUACAAUUCUGGGAACUGACCUUUAAAAGUCGAUCUUUUCUCUAUAAGCAGGUGAGGAGGAUGGCUGGAGUCUUGGUGGCUGCAGGCCAGGGGCUGCUGUCCGUGUCCCAGGUCAAACACAUCUUGGAUGCGCGGGACACUCUGGCCUUCCCUCAGGGUGUGGCGGCUCCAGCCCAUGGCCUCUUCCUUAAAAGUGUAGAUUACAAAGAGUCCGACCUUCUGUUCUCCCAAAAGCCUGACGCCACUGAAGAUCCAGAGACAUGACGAUGCUACCCGAAUAACAAAUAUUUGAUAUAUUUGUAAAGUCUUUAUGAUAAUGACUAUAAUAAAGUUUUUUAGUAACAUCUA
This is a messenger RNA of Xiphophorus maculatus (southern platyfish), 1470 nucleotides long. It is a transcript of the gene pusl1, whose product is annotated as pseudouridylate synthase-like 1. Gene Ontology annotation, biological process: tRNA pseudouridine synthesis. Gene Ontology annotation, molecular function: pseudouridine synthase activity; RNA binding. Lineage: Eukaryota; Metazoa; Chordata; Actinopteri; Cyprinodontiformes; Poeciliidae. Bases 493 to 1386 code for a protein of 297 amino acids. The record is from RefSeq and is a predicted model, not a curated record. The transcript has 8 exons.